UUUCUCUUCCUUCACUCCUUUAACCUCUCAUAUACCUUCUCGGUCAUUCACGAGGACUUCCUUUCGUGUACAGACUUUUGCAAGAAGCGCGCGACUGGCUUGCUGUGACUUUGGUAUUAGGUCCACAUUUGACGCAAUACCCAACAGCUCGCGCCCCGUGCCAUAUCAACAAACACGAUGAAGUUCAAUACUGUCGCCCUCACUUUGGCUACGGCCGGAUCGUUGGUGUCUGCUCAGCACCACCACCAGCACCGCCACCACCACAAGCGCUCCCCCGAGACUGAGGUCGUCACCGUGCCCGGUCCCACCGUUACCACCUAUGUCCUCGACGGAAAGGUCAUCUCUCUGGACGAUGUUUGCGCCGGUAUCGCCAAGGGAACCUUGACGUGGUCCGGAAGCGUCCCUGCCAAUGCUUGCAAGUCCUCCUCGACCGUCUCUUCCACGACGACCCCUACGGCUUCCCUCGAGGCUGCUGCGGAAUUCAUCGAGGUCGCCGUCAAGCACUCGUCGAGCAGCAGCAGCAGCAGCAGCAGCAGCAGCACCAAGACUACCAGCACCAAGACUAGCAGCGCCUACUCUUACUCGGCCAGUGCCUCGGCGAGCAGCUCUGCCAGCAGCUCCUCCUCUGCCACCGGCGUGGGCAAGGAUUUCCCCGAUGGAGAGCUUAGCUGCGAUACUUUCCCCUCCGAGUACGGUGCCGUUGCCCUCGACUACCUUGGCCUCGGCGGUUGGUCUGGUAUUCAGUACGUGACCAUCGUUGACGAGAUCGUGGACACCAUUGUGACCGGUGUUACCGGAGACUCCUGCAUUUCUGGAGCCAUGUGCUCCUACGCCUGCCCUGCAGGCUACCAGAAGUCCCAGUGGCCCAGUGCCCAGGGUUCGACUGGCCAGUCCGUCGGUGGUAUUGAGUGCAAGAAUGGAAAGCUUUACCUCACCAACUCGGCUCUUUCCAAGAAGCUUUGCAUUGAGGGUGUUGGCGGUGUUCACGUGCAGAACAACCUGAGCGAGGAUGUUGCUGUUUGCCGUACUGACUACCCUGGUACCGAGUCCGAGACCAUUCCUCUCACUGUCUCCAGCAACAGCGAACUCCACCCCCUGACCUGCCCCAACGGCGAGACCUACUACAAGUGGGAGGGCAAGACCACCUCCGCCCAGUACUACAUCAACCCCAAGGGUGUGUCCACCUCGGUGGGCUGCCAGUGGGGUAACAGCAGCGAGCCCUACGGCAACUGGGCUCCUCUCAACAUGGGUGUCGGUGAGAACGACGGCAAGUGGCUCUCGCUCUUCCAGAACAGCCCUACCACCUCCACCAAGCUUGACUUCAACGUGAAGAUCGAGGGUGAUAACCUGAGCGGAUCCUGCAAGUAUGAGGACGGUACUUUUUACUCUGAGACCGGCUCCAACGACUCCGGAUGCACUGUUGAGGUUCUCUCCGGCUCCGCCACCUAUGUCUUCUACUAAGGUAAAACCCAGCCGCCACCCUUCGGUUCGGUUUAGGACCACGCCUAGACUGACCCAGGCGGCUUGCAAAUAGAAGAACUUUCAUGCCUCUGUUCGUCUUGUUCAUGAUUCUCUGUCCAGUGCGCUUGCUUUCUUCUCUGUAUCUUACUAUAUUGUCUUAUGUGACUUGGAAAAUAUAGCACCUGUCACAUUUGUCACGUCACCAUUCGCUUGAUGGAGACGAUUGUGGUUAGACCUUACCUUCUCUACUGCAAAGUAACCCUGAUUUCCGUCUUUCUAGCCGCACUGUCCCUUUAUUCCCCAUCAGCAGCUUGGCCUGCUUGUCAUGUUAUAACCUAGCAACCGUUGUACAGUAGUAUUAUGUUGAAUCAUUUCGUGUUCGAUCGUAUUCUGUAGGAUGGCUUG
Messenger RNA from Aspergillus sclerotioniger CBS 115572, 1866 nucleotides. It is a transcript of the gene sun1, whose product is annotated as SUN family protein UTH1. The record is from RefSeq and is a predicted model, not a curated record. The transcript has 4 exons. Bases 178 to 1461 code for a protein of 427 amino acids. Gene Ontology annotation, biological process: fungal-type cell wall organization. Lineage: Eukaryota; Fungi; Ascomycota; Eurotiomycetes; Eurotiales; Aspergillaceae. Gene Ontology annotation, cellular component: cell surface; fungal-type cell wall.